AUGGCUUUACAUGUUCUCUGCAUGGCUUUACAUGUUCUCUGUAUGGCUUUACAUAUUCUCUGUAUGGCUUUACAUGUUCUCUGUAUGGCUUUACAUGUUCUCUGUAUGGCUUUACAUGUUCUCUGUAUGGCUUUACAUGUUCUCUGUAUGGCUUUACAUGUUCUCUGUAUGGCUUUACAUGUUCUCUGCAUGGCUUUACAUGUUCUCUGUAUGGCUUUACAUGUUCUCUGUAUGGCUUUACGUGUUCUCUGUAUGGCUUUACAUGUUCUCUGUAUGGCUUUACAUGUUCUCUGUAUGGCUUUACAUGUUCUCUGUAUGGCUUUACAUGUUCUCUGUAUGGCUUUACAUGUUCUCUGUAUGGCUUUACAUGUUCUCUGCAUGGCUUUACAUGUUCUCUGUAUGGCUUUACAUGUUCUCUGUAUGGCUUUACAUGUUCUCUGUAUGGCUUUACAUGUUCUCUGUAUGGCUUUACAUGUUCUCUGUAUGGCUUUACAUGUUCUCUGUAUGGCUUUACAUGUUCUCUGCAUGGCUUUACAUGUUCUCUGCAUGGCUUUACAUGUUCUCUGUAUGGCUUUACAUGUUCUCUGUAUGGCUUUACAUGUUCUCUGCAUGGCUUUACAUGUUCUCUGUAUGGCUUUACAUGUUCUCUGCAUGGCUUUACAUGUUCUCUGCAUGGCUUUACAUGUUCUCUGUAUGGCUUUACAUGUUCUCUGUAUGGCUUUACAUGUUCUCUGCAUGGCUUUACAUGUUCUCUGUAUGGCUUAA
Messenger RNA from Candidula unifasciata, 765 nucleotides. NCBI's taxonomy places the organism in Eukaryota, Metazoa, Mollusca, Gastropoda, Stylommatophora, Geomitridae. The record is from the annotation of a GenBank genome assembly.